AUGAAAAACCUAUCGAUACACUCAACCCUCUACCUCCUACUACUAUCUGCCUUAACAACAGAAGCCUGCUUACGUACAACACCUCCAGAAACCACUACACUACCUCCAGCUGUUACUACAACGACUACAGCUGCACCAACGACAACUACAACGACAGUAGCUGGUCAAACAACUACCACUACUACAACUACAACUACGACGACAACUACAACUACUACUACCACAACUACUACAACGACGACUACGGCUAUUCGUAGGUUCUUACAAAAGAAAAAAGUUUAUAAUUUAGAUAGUAUUUUAGAUAGUAUUACCUAAUCUAACACAACAAUUUCAGCUUGUGACGCACCAAACGACAACUCAGCCGGUGUCAUAUAUGAUAGCAGUGUAACACCAGACGACGUUUUUUCAUCGCAACCAAUUGCCGAAUGUACUACUUGUACCACAGGUACGAAGUAUUGGUUCACUGCCACCACGGAUGAUGAUGGAGCCGACGCGUUGGGAGAUGGUGCUUUGUCGUUCACUUGUUCUAACUGGGCCGACUUUUGUAUGUGUAACGCAGACGGUUGUUGUACAUUCGAUGGUACUGAUGUUGAUACGAUCAUUGCUUCGCCGUAUUGUGAUGCUGGUAGUAAGUUUUAUAGAACACAGUUUUUUAAACUUAAAGCUUAGUACAUUAUAAGUAAUAUCAUGUAUAAUUAUGUAUAAUUUAUACAUAUAGUAACGCGUUAUAACACAAAACUCUUUUAGCAUGCAUGAUGUACGUAACAUCAAACGGUGGUAGUUCUUUGACCUGCCCUAGUGGAACUAUAUCACCAGACAAUAACGGAGCACCAUUCGAUACGACCAAUUACUUUGUGCCAGACACCAUGAGUUGUAAUGGCUGUACUGACAUUAUGGAUGACACUUGUAGCGGUCCAACUGUACCUACCUAA
Bursaphelenchus okinawaensis is the source of this 932-nucleotide messenger RNA. The record is from the annotation of a GenBank genome assembly. NCBI's taxonomy places the organism in Eukaryota, Metazoa, Nematoda, Chromadorea, Rhabditida, Aphelenchoididae.